Messenger RNA from Daucus carota subsp. sativus, 1450 nucleotides. RefSeq names its product pseudouridine-5'-phosphate glycosidase. Bases 132 to 1124 code for a protein of 330 amino acids. The record is from RefSeq and is a predicted model, not a curated record. The transcript is spliced from 13 exons. NCBI's taxonomy places the organism in Eukaryota, Viridiplantae, Streptophyta, Magnoliopsida, Apiales, Apiaceae. Gene Ontology annotation, molecular function: pseudouridylate synthase activity.
UUCUGUCACCGGAAUCAAAAUUUGGUUUGACGACCAGAAUCCUUUAUUUUUUAUUUUAUAAAAAUACGGUGACCCGCUGAGACGCUCUCAGGACUUGCUUCUCCUCGGUUUCUUACUUCUGUUAUUGAAAAAUGGCGCCUACACAAUCUACUACCAACAAGGGUGCCAAUUUUAAUUGUGCAUCAGGGCUGGUGAAGAUUUCCCCCGCUGUUUCUCAAGCUUUGUCACAAGGGAAAGCAGUUGUUGCUCUAGAGUCCACCAUAAUAUCUCAUGGAAUGCCUUAUCCUCAAAAUUUAAAGACAGCGAAAGAGGUGGAGGCUAUUGUAAGGGAAAAUGGAGCUGAACCAGCUACGAUUGCAAUUUUAGAUGGCAUGCCAUGUGUAGGCCUGACUUCAGAGGAGUUGGAGAGGCUGGCUACUCUGGGUACCAAAUGUCAAAAGACAGCUCGCAGGGACAUUGCUCAUGUUGUAGCUACUAAAGGGAAUGGUGCAACAACUGUUUCUGCAACUAUGAUCUUUGCUUCUAUGGUUGGCAUUCCUGUGUUUGUUACUGGAGGUAUUGGAGGAGUACACAGAUAUGGAGAAAAUACCAUGGAUAUAUCUUCUGAUCUUACAGAGCUUGGAAGAACUCCUGUAGCUGUAAUAUCUGCUGGCGUAAAAUCAAUAUUAGAUAUUCCUAGAACACUCGAGUAUCUGGAAACUCAAGGAGUUUGCGUUACUGCUUAUAAGACUGAUGAGUUCCCCGCUUUUUUUUCUGGACAAAGUAGCUGCAAGGCACCUUGCAGAGUAAAUUCACCUGAAGACUGUGCACGGCUUAUUGAUGCAAACUUGAAUCUUCAGCUUGGUGCCGGUAUAUUGAUAGCUGUUCCAAUCCCUGAGAAACACUCUGCUGUAGGAAGCGUAAUUGAAUCUGCAAUACAAAGAUCCCUUAAAGAAGCUAGGGAUAAAAACAUAACAGGCAAUGCUCAGACUCCUUUCUUGCUUGCAAGAGUGAAUGAACUGACUGGAGGGGCCUCUUUGGCUUCAAACAUUGCACUUGUGAAAAAUAAUGCACUUGUGGGAGCUCAAAUAGCCACCUGUCUUGCUCAGCUUCGACAACCUAAAGUAACUUGUUCGAAGUUGUAGGCCAAGGCCUUCAUGUCCUUGCUGGAUUGAAAGCUUAUCUGUUGAUUUUUUCACUUGAAAUCUUUAUAGUGUGAGAGUGAUGCAGAAACAAUCAUACAAGUGUACGACACAACCCUGUGGGACUUCUAGGUGAGAGGGUUUUUGUAUCAUAAUUAAAAGGACAGGUCUCCAACUUGACUUUAUCCUCCUGUUAUAGUUCAUACAGUUACUUUGAAAUUUGAAUGUUCAUUGUUCACAAUGGUUACUCUUAUGUGAUUGAGCGAGGAACCUAAUAAUGAAUUUCAGUUCUAUUGACAUAAUCCACAUGUUUCUGUGUGUUUGUUUCA